Arctia plantaginis is the source of this 315-nucleotide messenger RNA. Lineage: Eukaryota; Metazoa; Arthropoda; Insecta; Lepidoptera; Erebidae. The record is from the annotation of a GenBank genome assembly.
AUGCAGGAAUUAUCGAUACAGUGCCACAGUUUUAAAGUAUGUAAAUAUUGUGGUCAGCCAGGCCAUCACUCUCUGUUACAUAAUAUAGAGUAUAAUAUCAAAAAGAAAGAUUCCAAGGUGCCUGAAAAUAACAGCUUAAUGAAGCCGUCCACAAGCAAAGUGGCCAAUCAAACUAUGUCCAACCAUUCUACAACUACUACAAAUACACCUACAACAAUGCUACUGGCUACGGCCUCAGUGCAAGCGAAAACCAACGACGGCACACCCCCAUUACUAAGAGUGUUAUGUGAUCAAGGAUCUGAGGUAGAGAUCUGA